Molecule: messenger RNA, 1359 nt
Organism: Nelumbo nucifera (sacred lotus)
Lineage: Eukaryota; Viridiplantae; Streptophyta; Magnoliopsida; Proteales; Nelumbonaceae
Product: L10-interacting MYB domain-containing protein-like
Source: RefSeq, a predicted model, not a curated record
CUCCUUUUAUCUUUACCUAAAAGAAUAUUACAAAAAAAAGGGGAAAAAUGGUCUUGUUUUGGUUUAUCGCCUUAAUCUAAAAACGAGAUUUUGGUGUCGACAAACGCACCACGGUCGAUCGACGAUCCGAGGAGUACGGGUUUCUCUCGAGGUAUGUUACAUUGUAGAUGGCUGGUCGGUCCACUAGACAACAAUCCAAGCAGGAUCAGUCAAGGGCUAAGUGGACAGUAUCCCUUACUAAGAUACUUGCAGACUUGAUGGCCGAGCAGGUUUUAAAGGGGAAUCGGCCAAACAAUUCUUUUGGGAAAAAAGCGUGGAAAUGUAUAUGUGAUGGUUUCCAUAAAGAAACGGGAUUGAAAUGGGAUAAGGAGCAAUUGAAGAACCGUUAUGGUGUUUUGAGGAGACAGUAUGUUACUAUCAAAUCACUUCUUGAUCAAAGUGACUUCAGUUGGGAUGAACCUCGACGCACAGUGAUAGCCACGGAUGAAGUGUGGGAUAAAUACAUUCAGACACACCCAGAUGCUGAGACAAUUAGAAACAAUGGUUGUCCAAUUUACAGACAGCUUUGCACAAUAUUCUCGGAGUCUGGGACCAAUGGGGGAUAUGACCACUCGAGCCAUCAGGUAUUGGAUGGUGGGGCUCCUUGUUUGUUGCCAGGACAAGAGACUGCAAGCAUGUCAAUUGAUCCUGGAGCAGCUUCAAUUGCACUGGAUGAUUCUUCAUCAGAGUCAGAAGAGCACAUUGACAUGUUAGAUGUCCAGAACAAACAUCAAUCAGCAACACCAACUUCUGGUCGCCGCAAAAGAAACCGUAAAGGAAUUGAUGAUGUUAUUGCAGAAGCUAUAUUGGAUAUAGCUGUUGCAUCAAAGUUGAGGACAACAGCAUUAACACAGAGUAGUGAGCAAUUUUCUAUAAGCAAUUGCAUCAAAGCAUUAGAUGAGAUACAAGGAAUCGAUGACCGCAUCUAUUUUGCUGCUUUGGAUUUAUUUGACAGCUCCAGUGCAAGGGAAACAUUCUUAUCUCUCAAAAAUGAUAAGCGAUUGACAUGGUUGAAAGGCAAGUGUGAUGCUCCCUCGACUUCCACGGUGUGAGAACACAUUUGAGCCGUCUUUUUUUGUUUAAUAUUAAUAGGAUAAUAGUUCUAUACUAUUUUACAGCAGAAGUUAUUACAUUAUUAUUUUUUUUGGGGUGGUGCUGGGAUUGAGGCAAGACUAGGAGGAAUGGAGGAUAAUCCUCUUCUCAGACUGCUCUGCACAUCUGUAUAGUACCAGAAUCCAUGUCUACCCUUUUAAUCUAUCUUGUUUUGGACCAUGAAGGCCAAAGUUAUUGAAAUUAUAUCUUCUUAUGUUGGUGAGAUAA